GACGGGGACCGGAGGGCGGGGGCUGCUCCCCGGCGCGGUGGGAUGACCCCGGGCCCCCUCUCCCCGGUCUCCGUCCUGGGACCUUUCCACCGCAUCGACACCUUCCCCCCGCAGGCCGCGGGCCGGGUCGUCCCCUCCGCCGGCGGGAGGCCGCGGGAGGCCGCGGGGGUGGGCGGGCGGGCGCGACCCUCCCCGCGCCCAGCGCUCCCCGGGGAGGAGCCGGCCGGGUCGCACCGGGCCCGCUCGCCAAGUCCGGCUAGGAGCAGCCAAACCCAGCCCCCUGGGCUCGGGGUGGGCGGGGAGGGCCGGUCGGCCGGGCGCCUCUCCUGCACGGAGCGGGAGGACGGGCAAACUUUCCUCCCCGGCGGCGGCGGCGAGGCACCAGCGGUCACCGAGGGGGGCUCUACCGGCAUGGGCCCUGAGGCGCUGCAGCUCGGCACCUACGGCGGGGCGGCCGCCGCCGCCCUGCUCCUCUGGGCCGUCUGCGUGCUCUGCAGGAGGAAAAGGAAGACUGGAGAACCCCCACUAAUAAAUGGCUGGAUACCUUACCUUGGGAAGGCUUUGAUCUUUAGAAAAGACGCUUUCAAAUUCUUACUGGAUCAGCAAAAGAAACUUGGAGAUAUUUUCACUGUAUAUAUUGCUGGUAGAUAUAUUACCUUUAUCAUGGACCCAUUUCAAUAUGUCUAUGUCAUCCGAAAUAGCAAGCAACUUGAAUUUCAUGAAUUUGCUGAUAAAAUGGCUUCCAAAACUUUUGACUACCCAUCCUUGUCAAAAGGAGAAUUCCCUGAUCUCAAGCAAAACCUGCACAGAAUCUACCAGUAUCUACAAGGCAAGCCUUUGGAUAUCAUUUCUGGCCACAUGAUGAAAAAUCUCCAGGAUAUAUUUGAAUGGAAAUGCUCACAAGCAACAGAUUGGGAAACAGAAAAAAUGUACAAAUUCUGCUGCUCUGUAAUGUUUGAAGCCAGUUUUGUAACACUAUAUGGAAGAGUUCCUGCUGCAGAUGGCCACAAAGUUAUUAGUGAAAUCAGAGACAAAUUUAUCAAGUUUGAUGCCAGCUUUCCCUAUUUAGCUGCAAACAUACCAAUUGAGUUGCUAGGAGCUACCAAGAAGGUUCGGAAGGAGCUUAUACAUCAUUUUUUACUUCAGAACAUGACAAAAUGGCUGGGAGGGUCAAAAGUGGUCCAAGCCAGACAAGAUAUAUUUGAGAAAUAUGAGCUGCUUGGAGAUUAUGACAAAGCAGCACAUCAUUUUGCCUUCCUGUGGGCCUCUGUGGGAAACACGAUUCCAGCUACAUUCUGGGCCAUGUAUUAUCUUCUGCGGCACCCAGAAGCUUUUGCAGCGGUGCGUGACGAGAUUGACCAUUUGCUGCAGUCAACAGGUCAAAAGAUAGGGCCCACGUAUAACAUCCACCUCACCAGAGAACAAUUGGACAACCUGGUCUACCUAGAGAGUGCCUUAAACGAGAGUUUACGAAUGUGCUCAUCCUCCAUGAACAUUCGCAUCAGCCAGGAGGAUUUUGUUCUCAAGCUUGAAGGGAAUCAAGAAGUCAGUUUGAGGAAAGGAGACUGGAUAGCCCUUUACCCGCAGAUUUUGCACAUGGACCCUGAGGUCUAUGAAGAUCCGAAGGAGUAUAAGUUCGAUCGAUACAUAGAGAAUGGCAAGAAGAAAACCACAUUCUAUAAGGCAGGAAGAAAACUCAAGUAUUUCCUAAUGCCCUUUGGCUCUGGGAUCAGCAUGUGUCCAGGGAGGUUCCUUGCAAUGAAUGAGAUGAAGAUGUUUCUUUUCUUACUGUUGGCUCAUUUUGAUGUAGAACUGGUGGAAAACAAAGCUGUCAGACUUGAUAACAGUCGUAUGGGCCUUGGUAUCCUCCUGCCAGACGUUGAUGUUGCCUUUCGUUAUAAGCUAAGGUCCUUAAGAAAGUGAGCGGCUGCCUAUAUGCCUUCUACUAAUCUCCAUGUUUCAUCACUCAGCUUUGUAUUUUUCGAAACAUUUGCUUUUCCCUCUCCACUUUUACCUCCUUCUUAUGUGUUUCUAAGGAGGAAAGCCAUUGGGCUGGAAGCAGAUACCAGAUUUGGGGACAUGCAACCUCAGUUUUUCCUGCCUGAGUUGUGAGUAGCGAGGUCAGAUGACAGGACUGUGGCCAAGUAACUAGCCCAACAUCCCUACAAGGUGGACCCCCAUACUCUUGGCCAUGAGUUGAGCAGGAUUUACAGGAGGAUGACAUCAAGCUGAAUCCAGGCCAUUUGUAUGGGAAACGGGUUCAGCAGCCCUUGUAUCACAGGGGUUCCCCCUUGUUAGAUUGGGAGAUCCCAAACACCCACCAUCUGGAGUCAUCUCUGCACCUGCUCAUAGAAGCAUAAUAGCAAGAAAAGGGGAACUUAAUUCUAGGGAGUGAAAGAAUUUUCAGUUAAUAUUAUUCUAACUUUUUAUUUACUCUGUUCCGUUUGUGGUCUUGAGUGUCUUAACCCAUAUUUGGGAGAUGUGAUGGAAGCUAUGUGGUAUGGUGGGGGAUAAUUGGCAAGAAUGUCUUACCGGUAAUGCAUUUCUGAAUUCAGUUUUAUGUACUGAGGAUGAAUGCUUUGCUUUUCUUCUUCUUUUGGUUUUUUUUUUUUGGUGCAAUAAUAAGAAAUUAAACUCUGUGAUUUUUUCUGCAGUCAUUUCAAGUCAGAAGGGAGGUUCUGUUGAUUUUAAUAGGCUCUGGAUCAAGCCUAAAUUAUCUGUUUUGGCUUUUGAGCCAAAAAAGUAUAUUCUUCAGGGAGAAAAUAUAUAAGCCUGUUUGAAAUGAUUCUCUCAUCUCAAAAAUUACCUUCUGUUUGUCUCACAUGUUUUCCUAGUAACACAUCCGUGUGUUUAUUUUGACCAUUUCUUGUGUUUGUUCAUUUCUCCAAAAAGGCAAAAAAAGAGGGCUUCAAGGGCAAGUGUGGUAUCUAAAACUAAUUUUUAAUAGGGUUUUACUGUGCCUAAAUUAUGCAUAGGCAGAGUAGUAUAACCUGUGUUUGGAAACAGACUUUAACGUCUACAGAUUGGAAAAUAGGCUCUUCCCUGGGCCCAAAAUUUGAGCAAGUGAAAAUCCUGGGCAGCCACAGAAGUUGUCUGUAUACUGGCUGCCCAACCUGCUUCACCGGGUGACCAGCUCUUGUUUCAAAAAUUAAUUUCCUAGUGCGCAGGAUCUGAGAUUUUUAGACCCUGUCUCUCUUCCCAGCCAUCACUUCAGAGACUGAUGAGGAUUCUCAUGGCUGUCCAGUCUUACUUUGCCAGGAUGAUAAUUGUGAUGGGAGAGUAGCCAUGUCUGUGGGCCUUGCCUUGUGUUCCCAAAAAACAUCUCUUUGGGAUGUGCCAGUGUAACUCUUUUAAAAUCAGAAAUUUUACUCAUCUCUAACUCACUUGAUGGCCUAUGGAUGGUAACUGCUACAUACAUAGUAAAGAUUAGAAUUAUUUAUUGUGAUUUGUGUAGAACGCUGUUGAGUUAUUAAUGUAAAGCACAUGCCCUAAAUAAGCAUCAGCAUCAGUAGAAAGGCUUUCAGAGAUUGGCAUAGCCACAUUCCAAAUCCUCUGAGGAGAAAACUGUGGAUUUUGUGAGAUAUAUUGGAUAAACAUUUUCUCUUCAUAUAUAUUAUCAAUAAUGUCUACAGUGUUGGAGUACACUUACAUUAAAUGGCCUUUGCAGUUGAUUAAAUGCUUUAACUUUGCUUCAACAUUUAAUCAACAGCAAAAGCUGAUUAUUGCUUUGUGCCACAGAAUAAAAUUUGUUUUUAUGGAGAGAUUCUUGUACUCAAGUUACUUACUGCUGUAGUUACUCUGUAGGCGCUAUUCGGUACUCAGCCAUAGUUCACCAUCCAGUUUGGACAUUGAAGCCUGGUUUAUUGAGAGAGGAAACGUUGAUAUCAUUAUGCUGUUGACUGUUUUCCAUUAUUGCUUAAAUGUAAGCUGUAAAAUGUCUCAAGCCACAGUUAUGAUAAAUCUUUCUCUGGCAUCCAACUUCGAACAAACCUGAAGUAACUGUGCAAAUAACAGUAGGUAUCUGUUUUAAACAGAAGACUUUUUUAAAUAAUUAUAUUAUAUUUUUAGGAUUUUGAAUUAGAAUAUCACAGGCUGAUGCAUAGUUUGGUAGGACAUAAUAGGACUGUGCCAAAACUACAUAAAAAUCAUUAGUAAUUUCAGAUGAAUUGCUAAUCAGUAUGUAUAGAAUCCUUUCGGUUGGAAAAGACCUUUAAGAUCAUCAAGUCCAACCACUAACCUAGCACUGCCAAGUCCAACACUAAACCAUGUCCCUAAGUGUCACCUCUACACCUCUUUUAAAUACCUCCAGGGAUGCUGACUCAACCACUUCCCUGGGCAGCCUGGUCCAAUGCUUGACAACCCUUUCAGUGAAGAAACUUUUCCUAAUCUCCAAUCUAAACCUCCCCUGGCACAACUAGAGGCCAUUUCCUCUUGUCCUAUCGCUUGUUACUUGGGAGAAGACAUUAACAUCCACCUCGCUACCACCUCCUUUCAGGUAGUUGUAGAGAGCAAGAAGGUCUCCCCUCAGCCUCCUUUUCUCCAGGCUGAACAACCCCAGGUCCCUCAGACGCUCCUCAUAAGACUUGUGCUCUGGACCCUUCACCAGCUUUGUUGCCCUUCUUUGGACACGCUCCAGCACCUCAGUGCCUUUCUUGUAGUGAGGGGCCCAAAACUGAACACAGUAUUCAAGGUGUGGCCUCACCAGUGCCGAGUACAGGGGCACGAUCACUUCCCUGCUCCUGCUGGCCACACUAUUCCUGAUACAAGCCAGGAUGCCAUUGGCCUUCUUGGCGCCUGAGCACACUCCUGGCUCAUGUUCAGCCGGCGGUCGAGCAACACCCCCAGGUCCUUUUAUGCCAGGCAGCUCUCCAGCCACUCCUCCCCAGGCCUGUAGCGUUGCAAGGGGUUGCUGUCACCCAAGGGCAGGACCCAGCACUUGGCCUUGUUGAACCUUAUACAGUUGGCCUCCACCCAUCGAUCCAGCCUCUCCAGAUCCCUCUGCAGAGCCUUCUUCCCAUCACACUCCUGCCCAACUUGGUGUCAUCUGUAAACUUACUGAGGGUGCAUUCAAUCCCCUCCUCCGGGUCAUUCAUAAAGAUAUUAACCAGAACUGCCCCCAGUACUGAGCCCUGGGGAACAACCAGUCACCAACUGGAUUUAGGCCUCUAGGCCCGGCCAUCCAACCAGUUUUUUACCCAGCAAAAAGUAUGCCCGUCCAAGCCAUGAGCAGCCAGUUUCUCCAGGAGAAUGCUGUGGGAAACAGUGUCAAAGGCUUUACUAAAGUCCAGGUAGACAACAUCCGCAGCCUUUCCCUCCUCCACUAUGUGGGUCACCUUGUCAUAGAGGGAGAUCAGGUUAGUCAAGCAGGACCUGCCUUUCAUAAACCCAUGCUGAUUGGGCCUGAUCACCUGCUUAUCCUGUACAUGCUGCGUGAUGGCACUCAACAUGAUCUGCUCCAUAACCUUCCCCAGCACUGCAGUCAGGCUGACAGGUCUGUAGUUCCUCAGAUCCUCCUUCCGGCCCUUCUUCUAGACGGGCGUCACAUUUGCUAACCUCCAGCCAACUGGCACCUCCCUGGUUAGCCAGGACUGUUGAUAAAGGAUUGAAAGUGGCUUGGUGAGGACUUCUGCAGCUCCCUCAGUAUCCUUGGGUGGAUCCCAUCUGGCCCCAUAGACCUGUGUGUGUCUCAGUGCUGUAGCACGUCGCUAACCAUUUCCCCUUGGAUUGUGGGGGCUUCAUCCUGCUCCCCAUCCCUGUCUUCCAGCUCAGGGAGCUGGGCACCUGGGGAACAACUGGUCUUACUAUUAAAGGUGGAGGCAAAGAAGGCAUUAAGUGCCUCAGCUGUUUCCUCAUCCUUUGUCACUGUGUUUCCCCUUGCGUCCAAUAAAGGAUGGAGAUUCUCCUUAGCCCUCCUUUUGUUGCUAAUGUAUUUAUAGAAACAUUUUUUAUUUUCUUUUACAGCAAUAGACAGGUUAAGCUCUAGUUGGGCUUUGGCCCUCCUAAUUUUCUCCUGCAUAAAUUCACGGCAUCCUUGUAGUUCUCCUGACAUGCCUGCCCCUUCUUCCAAACGUUAUAAACUCUCCUUUUUUCCCCGAGUUCCAGCCAAAGCUCUCUGUUCAGCCAGGCCAGUCUUCUUCCCUGCUGGCUUGUCAUUCAGCACAUGGGGAUGGCCUGCUCCUGCGCCUUUCAGAUUUCCUCCUUAAAGAAUGCCCAGCCUUCCUGGACUCCUUUGCCCUUCAGGGCUGCCUCCCAGGGGACUCUGCCAACCAGGCUCCUAAACAGGCCAAAGCCUGCCCUCCAGAAAUCCAAGGUGGCAGUUCUGCUAAUGCCCUCCUUACUUCUCCAAGAAUCAAAAACUCUGUCAUUUCAUGAUCACUGUGCCCAAAACAGCCUCCAACCAUCACAUCCCCCACAAGUCCUUCUCUGGUCGCAAACAACAGCACCAGCACGGCACCUUCCCUAGUUGGCUCACUCACCAGCUGUGUUAUGAAGUUAUUGUCCACGUACUCCGGGAACCUCCAGAACUGUUUCAUCUUUGCUGUAUUGUAUUUCCAGCAGACAUCUGCUAAGUUGAAUUCCCGCGUGAGAAAACAGGCUAGCGAUUGUGAGACAUCUGCCAGCUGCUUAUGGAGUAUUUCAUCUGCCUCUUCAUCCUGGCUGGGUGGUCUAUAACACACUCCCACCCUGAUACCUGCCUUGUUGGCCUUCCCCCUGAUUCUUACCCAUAAACACUCAACACUAUCAUCACCAUCAUUAAGCUCUAGACAAUCAAAACUCUGCCUAACAUACAGGGCUACCCCACUGCCUCUCCUCCCUUGCCUAUCCCUUCUGGAGAGCUUAUAGCCAUCCAUUGCAGCACUCCAGCUGUGCGAGUCAUCCUACCAUGUUUCUGUGAUGGCAACUAUAUCAUCGUUUUCCUGCUGCACAACGGCUUCCAGCUCCUCCUGUUUGUUGCCCAUGCUGCAUGCAUUGGUGUAGAUGCACUUCAGCUGGGCUAUUAAUCCCGCCACCUUUUUGGGGGGAGAAGGCCUAAUUCCUACGUGACCAUUCUCAGGCGCUUCCGUGGUUUCUAACACAUCCAUAACCCUUGCGUCUCUGCUGCCACAUGGAUCUCCAUCCUUUACCUCCACUGAGAUGGCAGACCGAAGGGCCUUGCUGCGUAGCACACUACCCCUCAAAUAUUGGUGUGCCACCUCCAGGCUUAUCUCUAGCAAGCCUGGUUUUAUAGUAACUAUUUUGAAAUUUUAAAAAAAGCCAGAUUGUAUCCACACUAGCAAAUUAAAUCUAUAGGGCAUGCUUCCAUUUUAAAAAAGAAAACAAGCAUCAGAAUCUUUCCCAGGAGUUGCAGCAAACUUCUGUGAAGGCAAUUGGAGGCCUUGCAUUGGGGUUGGAGAGCAUACUAUGCAUCAUGCAAGAUGACUUCAUUUUGCUGGUAAUAAAGUUAGUUGUUCUAUUUGCUGAGGGACCGAAGUAAUCAAACGUAGAGCAGUGCUUGCCCAGCUUGUCCUUUAACUGUGUCCCUUGUAACUCAUGCUGCUGGUGGGUUAGUUUUGCUGGUAAGCAAUGCAUCGCUACCUCAGCAUAUCCCCACUGUAGAGGAGGUAAACCUUACCCCCCCGUAAAGUCACGAGCACUAGAGCAGGACAGAGGAAAUUUUAAGCCCUUGUGGUCCAUGGACUCAGCAGCUGAGGAGGUGACUUACUGAGAGUCAGCAGGUGGUCUGACCAAGAGUGAUUCGGUCACCGUGGAGCAGGGAGUGAAAGGCCCACAGUGUCGAUAUUCCUGGUCAAUAAGCUCUAGCAACAUAAUGGGAUAAGCGUGCACCAUCCCUGGAGGUCCCUGCUGGAGCCAAGCUGGCUGCAGCAUGCUGCGCCAGGGAGAGCAUGGUUCAUGACGUAGGGAGCAAUACGGUUUUUGAUGACCUCCUCUGCUGCAGAACUUGGGAACAAUCAGCUCUUAGUGUCUGUCACUGGGGCACUAAGAUGGCAAAAUCGCCUAAGCAGAAACUGCAGUGCUGUUUGCAUGCGUUCAGGUGCCAGCGGUGCUGCAGGGGUGAGUGGUGGGAGGCAGUCAGACCUUGUGCUUCCUUGUCCCUGCUCUCCACUUAAGUGGGGGGGUCUGCCCUGCAAGCCCAGAAAUGACUGCUUGUCUCAUCCUCUGACCCAGCAGGCGUAGGGUCAGCCAGGAGGAGUGCGUGGGUGCCCCUCGAAUUUCUCUGCUGUUCGUCUAGUGAAAUGGUGCACUCACUGAUCAGUUUGAGCUGUGACUCGGCUGGUUAGUACCAGCCUCUGACUGUAAGUUGUCACUGCCUAUGGCUGUAUUAUCUUCUGCUAUUAAAAAAAAAAAAAAAUCACAUUUUUUCCUCAUAUGAAAUAGGUUUACUAAGUCAGUAUGGCCCUUUAUAGCACCUGAGAAGAAAAGUGAAUUCAUCAUCAACUAAUGUGAAUGCUAAAAUGUGAUAUUUUUUUAAUUAUUAUUUUAAUUUACAGAUUGUAUGUUCUUCAUUUUCAUGCUGGCACUCAGUACUGCUGUAAGCUAUUGUAAACUUUUUAAACUGUUACAUUACGUAAAAGACCCUGCUAGUCUAUUUGUACCUGUUUGCAAAUCAGACUUUCACAUCUCUGCCAGUAUGGCCUAAUGUGCUAAUAUAAAACCAUGUAAGAGUUGUUCUUUAGUUUAUGCUCUUUAGCCAGUUGCAUGUCACUAUUUUUGUGAAUAACGACUGGUCUGUGAAUUUCUCUUGUAGAAUUAUAAAUGAUCUUUUAUUUCAUCAUUAUUGAACUUUCUGACACUCAAAAGGUUGUGAAUUGCUCUUAAUUGUGCAAACUGACAUUUUUUAUGUAGAUGAACAACGGUUAGGUUCUACUUUAAUAGUUAAUAUCCAUCAUUAAGGCUCUUAGAUUGAAUAAGGUAUAUUGUGAAUUUCUGAGCAAGAAAAUUGAAACUUCAUUAUUUUAGUAAUCUAACAUUUUAAGUGAAUUUUGUAUUUCAAGGACACAAUAAAAAUGAAUAUAUAUAUAUUUUAAUAUUGAA
Messenger RNA from Phalacrocorax carbo (great cormorant), 9033 nucleotides. The record is from RefSeq and is a predicted model, not a curated record. NCBI's taxonomy places the organism in Eukaryota, Metazoa, Chordata, Aves, Suliformes, Phalacrocoracidae.